Messenger RNA from Cucurbita maxima (winter squash), 474 nucleotides. Its product is annotated as ethylene-responsive transcription factor ERF084-like. The transcript has a single exon. Lineage: Eukaryota; Viridiplantae; Streptophyta; Magnoliopsida; Cucurbitales; Cucurbitaceae. The record is from RefSeq and is a predicted model, not a curated record. Gene Ontology annotation, molecular function: DNA-binding transcription factor activity; DNA binding. Gene Ontology annotation, biological process: regulation of DNA-templated transcription. Bases 1 to 474 code for a protein of 157 amino acids.
AUGAUUAACAUCCCUUCAAUUCCCUCUCUUCACGACGCCGUCUCCGAACCCCAGCUGGACGGAAUCGCCGCCGUCGUGGGAUGGAAAGUUCUCCUCGGCGACAUAGUUACAGCCUCAGCCACCGGGUUGAAGACGGCGGCAACGGCAACAGGGCAGAUGAGUUACAGAGGAGUACGGAAGCGGCCAUGGGGAAGAUGGUCUGCAGAGAUACGAGACCAAAUAGGACGAUGCCGGCACUGGCUGGGGACAUUCGACACAGCGGAGGAAGCGGCGCGUGCAUACGACGCAGCAGCGAGGCGAUUGAGAGGAUCGAAAGCGAGAACCAACUUCGAAAUGCCGUUGAUUGUACCGGUGGAAUCCACGUCAUCAUUACCCAUAUCAUCGAAAAAGAAUCGCAACGGUAAUCUGUUGAAGAAGAAUGGCCGGAAAUGCUCGGUGGUUACGUCGGUGGCGCAUUUGUUCCGUCCGGAUUGA